Miscanthus lutarioriparius is the source of this 294-nucleotide messenger RNA. The record is from the annotation of a GenBank genome assembly. NCBI's taxonomy places the organism in Eukaryota, Viridiplantae, Streptophyta, Magnoliopsida, Poales, Poaceae.
AUGGUGACGCAUGUGUUGCAAAGCACUGUCGGCCGCUUCGAUGACGUCGACGUCGACGGCGGCAAUGGCGAUGCCUGUGGCGUGAACUCGACAUUUCCAAGUGAGGAGGAGAAGGAAGAGAUACUGCUAGGGUACGUCCGACAGCUGGAGCAUAGGGUGGAAGACCUGAGGAAGGAGGUCGAGGAGGAGGUGGCAUGGAACGCCCGGCUGGAGAAGAUGCUGCAAGAGAGGGUUAUCAUUAGCGACGAUGAGAAGAAGAUAAACUCAUCUCAUAUGUCGGCUGGGUACAGUUAG